GCCAAACAGAGCCUUAAACUCUCUCUUUCAUGGAUCCUUUUCAUACUUGCCAUCAUCCAAUAGAUACGAGGUCAACCAGCAUUAUAAAAAAAAACCCACGAACUUGAUCAACAGAGGAGCAUUCAUCAUCCCUAUCUGUUUCUCCUCAACUUGCACAUCAGGUGUUUGUUGAGAUUCCCCUUUGAGAUGCCCAUUGCUUCUUUUAUCGGCAACAAUGGCCAACGACUCUCCUGUAUCUGUUGUGAUCCUGGCGGAGCUGAAUAAUAAGUCCAAUAAAAGUAGAAGAGAUGAGGUUGCUAUAGAAGUUGGCGAAGGAAAAUUGUGCAGGAUUUGUCAUCUCAGUAGAGAGAAGGGUUCAGACGAGGCGGUUCUUAUCGGAUGCGGGUGCAAGGGUGAGCUGGGGUACGUGCACCCGGAUUGCGGCGAGGCUUGGUUUAGAGUCAGGGGAAACAGGUACUGUGAAAUCUGUGGCAUGUUCGCUGAGAAUAUCAAUGGCGACGACAAUAGAAACUUCAUGGAGGUAUGGAAUGAAGGAAGGACGGUAGAAAGCGUCGACGGCGUUACUGGAGAUUUAUCUGAGAGGGGAAUUAGUCGUUGGAGGAGACGACCACUCUGUAAUAUCUUGAUGGGAUGCUUAGUUCUAGUCUCCGUUCUCCUCUGGUUCUUCCGUGUGAAAUUGUUCUGAUGAGUAGAAUUCGAAGCUCCGUGGUUCUCAGAAUUGGGGUGUUUGAGGGAUAAAUGAGAUAUCGUAUAGAGUGGGGGCUUACGGAUGAACUCGUACUGAACUAUAGCUUAUUUGUACAGCUGUAUUAUUCAUUAUUUGUUGGCAUGUUUACAACACAAUACCGUAAGUUUUAUUCUUAUUUGAG
Molecule: messenger RNA, 869 nt
Organism: Asparagus officinalis (garden asparagus)
Lineage: Eukaryota; Viridiplantae; Streptophyta; Magnoliopsida; Asparagales; Asparagaceae
Exons: 2
Coding region: 215-685 (156 amino acids)
Molecular function (GO): zinc ion binding
Source: RefSeq, a predicted model, not a curated record